UGAAAAACUCUCCAUGGACCAAACUGAAGUGAGCUUUUAAACUCAAAAACACGCACACAUAUGCUUUGGGGUAUGGCCGCCGCCACGUCCAGUCCGUACUUAUCCAGUAGCAGGGUCCUGCACACCGACAGGAGGGGAGGUAUGCAGCCGGUUACCACGGGCUCCAGCGGCUACCGGCCAGAGCCACCGGUCAAGAUGACUCAGAGCGACUUUAUGCAAGGCGCCGUUGUGGGGAAUGGGAGUCACAUGCUCAGCCACCAGUGGGUUACGUCGCUCCCUCACGCUGCAGCGGCAGCAGCUGCAGCCGCAGUGGCAGCGGCGGAAGCUGGGUCCGGGUGGCCUCCUUGCGCACCGGCACAGGAGGCAAAGAGGGGCUCGUCCCGCGAGGACCUUCACGCUGGCUCCACUUUGCACCACAGGACGCACCUGGGCGGACACCAGACGCACGCGGGCAGCUGGGGAGGCGGUUCGGGCGCGCAUCUUGCGGACCCAGCCCUGGGAUACUCUCAGACCGGCUUUACGGUUAAUGGCAUGCUCAGCGCGCACGGACACAACCUCGUGCACUCUGGCAUUGUGCGCGGAGACUCCCCUGAGCUGGACCCACACCAUCACCACCACAGCCAGCACGCGCACCACACGCACCACCAGCACCACGGCGUGGCGCACGAGCCACACUCAGAUGAGGACACGCCAACAUCUGAUGACUUGGAGCACUUCGCCAAACAGUUCAAGCAACGUCGUAUCAAACUUGGUUUCACGCAGGCCGACGUGGGACUCGCGCUGGGCACGCUCUACGGAAACGUGUUUUCACAGACCACUAUCUGCAGGUUUGAGGCGCUCCAGCUCAGCUUCAAAAACAUGUGCAAACUAAAGCCGCUCCUCAACAAAUGGCUGGAAGAGGCAGACUCAACCACUGGAAGCCCUACUAGUAUAGAUAAGAUCGCUACACAGGGCCGUAAGCGGAAAAAACGCACGUCCAUAGAGGUAAGCGUAAAAGGCGCACUGGAGAGUCACUUUCUCAAGUGUCCCAAACCGUCAGCCCAGGAGAUCAACGCUCUGGCAGACUCGCUCCAGCUGGAGAAGGAGGUGGUGCGCGUCUGGUUCUGUAAUCGCAGGCAGAAGGAGAAGCGCAUGACGCCGCCAGGACUGCCACGCUCACCCGAGGACACGUACUCACAGGUGGGCAGCUUGGGGCCCGACACACCGUCACCACCCGUGGACUGCAAACGGAUGUACAGCGACACGUGAGAAACAUCCGGGAGUUCAAUCAGCAACUUUCCUGUUUCCCAUAGCUUACCCAAAACUCUGACAUUUUACUGCACUAUAAACCAGCCUUUUGGAGAGAAAAAAAACAAAAACAACAACAACAAAACUUUCUAAUCAGAUCAAAUCAAAUGGAACCAGUUGUAACCAAAAGAAGAGGAUGCAUUUAAAUCUCUACAUCUUCUGCAGAUAUUUAUGUCAUUUCAAAGACUGCAGCGUAUGUUUCAAAAACAGA
This is a messenger RNA of Periophthalmus magnuspinnatus, 1498 nucleotides long. It is a transcript of the gene pou3f3a, whose product is annotated as POU class 3 homeobox 3a. The transcript has a single exon. Lineage: Eukaryota; Metazoa; Chordata; Actinopteri; Gobiiformes; Gobiidae. Gene Ontology annotation, cellular component: nucleus. The coding region runs from base 61 to 1248 and encodes 395 amino acids. Gene Ontology annotation, biological process: regulation of transcription by RNA polymerase II; brain development. Gene Ontology annotation, molecular function: RNA polymerase II cis-regulatory region sequence-specific DNA binding; DNA-binding transcription factor activity, RNA polymerase II-specific. The record is from RefSeq and is a predicted model, not a curated record.